AUAACUGUUGCUAAGAAUAUGGAGCCAUCACUAGGGGGAAAGAAACAGAUAGAAAAUGAACUGGAUAUACUUGCACGGCAUCAUGAGAAUAAAAGUGCUAAAUCAGUUCACAAAAGCCAGAAAAGUGUAGGAAUCCCAGAUGUGCCACAACAAAUAAAACUACACUGUGUCAAAACACCAGACAAAGGAAGGGGUAUGGCUUCAAAAUUUGACAUUCCUCAAGCUUCCUUGAUUCAUAUUGAAGAACCUUAUGCUGUGGUCAUUCUGAAGCACUGCAGGGAAACUCAUUGCCAUUAUUGCUUGAAUGAACUACCGGCAGAUACAAUCCCCUGUAUUUCGUGUUCGUUGCCAUUGUACUGUUCCCAGCAUUGCCAAGUGCGAGCAGAACAUAAACAUGAAUGUCAAGGUGUUCACUGGCCUGCAAUAUUGCCUUCGGAUGUAGUUCUGGCUGGUCGAGUAGUAGUGAAAUCUUUAGAGCAGAAAGGACAAUUUACUGAGGUUCCUAAUCUUUUGGAAACUUUGGGGCUUUGUGAGAGUUAUUCAAAAAUGCUGCCAGAAAGCAAAUUGGAACUACAUAUAUAUUCCAUUGUAUUGUUAUUUUGUCUCCAGCACUCUUACUGUUCUGAACUGUCAAUAAAUGGAGACUCCACAUCACUGAUUGUCAUACUUCUAUCUCAAAUUAGAGUGAAUUCUAUGGCAAUUGUCCGUAUGAAAUCCAGUUAUUUUUAUGACCAGCAAGAUUGGCUUCAAAAGUUCUCCUCUGGUGAGGCAGAGGCAGCUAGUAGUGUGGAACAGGUCAGAGUAGGUCAGGCUAUUUAUAAAGCUGCCAGUUUGUUCAACCAUUCCUGCCAGCCAAACAUUCAUGCAUAUUUUAUUUCACGCUCUCUCUUGAUAAGAGCAACAGAGUUUGUGGCUGGAGGGUGUCCCCUGGAAUUGUCUUAUGGUCCACAGGUUGGGCAAUGGGACUGUAAAGACCGCCUUAGAUUUCUUGAAGAAGGGUACUUUUUUCAAUGUUGGUGCCGUGGUUGUUCACAAGUGAAUGCAUCUGAUCUUGUAAUUAGUGGAUUUUGUUGUGUUAAUCCAAAUUGUUCUGGAGUGGUUUUAGAUAAUCUCGUGGCUAACUGUGAAAAGCAGAAACCUAAAAUUCCUGAAACAAUCAGCAUUGAUUCUCAUUUGCAGGUACUCGACCUCAAUGAUAUUCACAUCAAGGAAGUGGCUCACAUUUCACUUGAUGAAACACGUAAUUGCCUCCGUAUUGAUUCUGGGUAUUGCUUGAAAUGUGGUUCCUACUGCAAUUUGGCAUCUAGAAGUGAAGCAGUUAAAAGGGCUUGGGUUCAUCUCAGAAGGUUGCAGGACUCGAUAGCUUCAAAAGAUAUCUGCAGUACUAGGCUUUCAGAUGCUUUGAGAUCUCUUGGUCUUCUAAGAUCAACACUGCAUGCUUAUAACAAAGGCAUUGCAGAAGCAGAGGACAAUCUUGCAAAGGCAUUUUGUUUCACUGGAGAUUUGCAGCCAGCAAGAGAUCAUUGUAAAGCCUCGAUUGAGAUAUUGGAAAAGCUCUAUGGCCCCAAUCACAUUGUGAUUGGACAGGAAUUGGUUAAACUUUCAUCUAUUCAGCUAACGAUGGGUGAUUGUACUGCUGUGGACAACAUAAGUCGACUCAGUGUUAUAUUUUCCAAAUAUUAUGGACCACAUGCAGGCAUUAUAUUUCCUUAUCUACUGUUUCUUGAGAAAGAAAGUUGCCAUAUCAUACACUGAAAAUACCAAAUUUUUUUCUAGUUUGAGAAACUGAUAGUUCAUAGCAUCCCACAAUAUUUUUUCUGGAGUUGUGGGCGCCAUCUUGGCUUGAUGUCAAUUAUGUAUAUGCCUAUAAAUGAGUGGUUUUUCAUUGCAAUGAACAAAGUGCAAGUAUUAAGCUCUUAUUACUCAAUAGGGUUGGUCUUGAUAUAUAUAUUUAUCUCUCUUAAUAAAGUAUCUAAAUUAUUUAUGACUGCUCAAAAUUCAAUGGCAAAUAUAUAUGUGAAUUAUAAGAUAAAAUAAUCUUCCUUAUAUAAUUUAUUUAUCUCUGUACUUUUUUUUUUCAAUCAUGAAUAUAUGACUAAAUAGAUGUUGAUUUUGGAUCAAAUGUUUGAUUUGAUUUUCAAUUAAGGAUCUAACAUUAUAUUUGUGUCAAAUUAGCCCUAAACUUUUGGGAUGUAAGUUGGCUUACAGUGGAUAGCAUGGAUCCAAGCUUUUAUGUAUUGAAAGGAAUGAAUAUUAUGCAGCUGCCUUCACUCCAAAGAUUUAGCUGAAGUUGGCAGAAAUUGAAAUUGAGAGCGCUAUCUCAAAGUUUCAUGCAGCAGCAAGGUGGAGGUGUGAUUUGGAGAAUACAAGGUUCAAUUUAUUAGGCUGCUUAUGUUUGGAAUGAAUUGAGACAUAAACGAUACAGGUGAUAAUGGUUUGGUUAUUUAGAUUAAUGCACAACAUUACAGGUUUUGA
This is a messenger RNA of Durio zibethinus, 2475 nucleotides long. Lineage: Eukaryota; Viridiplantae; Streptophyta; Magnoliopsida; Malvales; Malvaceae. The record is from RefSeq and is a predicted model, not a curated record.